GAUCUGUCAUGGUAACAGAGGUUCUUGUGUUAAUUGUAUGCUUGUUUUGGUUAGCCAUUUGUUAGUUCACAUACUCGUAUCUUUGCAAUGUGUUUUCCAUCAGCUUUUGCAGAAAUGUGAUACAGGAAAAGUGAAACAACUGAAAAAAAAUGCUUGGGAAGACUGUAAUGAGCUGUUUUAGACUAUUAUUUGCAGUGGUGAUCCACAGCCUCGUGUGUGGGCUUUUCUCCCCACUCUGCCUUUGCCCCUCAUUCUGGGUCGGUGAUCUUCAGCUUACUGGCACCUGCAGACCCCCCUUGAGGAAUCUCUAAAAGCACCAGGAAGAUGAAAUCUGGUUGUUAGUGGGCUUUGCCAAUCCAGCACAAAUGUUUCUGGUUCCUAGAUAAAGGCAGCCUUUCAGCUUUCAUGAUCUUACUCUGACUGCUUUAAAAGAUCUGAGAUAUUUUUAGAAGUUAGUUUUGUCCUUUACCAAGAUUUUUACAAGGCAUAAUGUACCAGAAAUUAUACUUCCUGUGCUGGCAAAGAUAUUUUAAGUCCCUGUUAGCUUAUGUCUGUUUUUAAUGAGGUUUUUUGAUUGUUUCUGUUUUAUCUCCCCACACAACGCUCAGCCUUUAGGAUGGCAAAGUAGUUCUCAGAGUAUGAGUCUGAUGCAGUGUUGAAUACAUACAUAUAUAAGAUUUUUCUACUUUGAGUUUGGGAUGCUGGGAGGAAGGUGCAUGUACGUGGUGGGAGGAUAGAUGGUAGAAAGGAGGUACCUUUGUGUUUUGGGGAGCUGUUGUGCAUCAUUUUUUCAGAAAGGGUUUUCCAUGAGACAUUUGAAAAAAAAAAUGUGAAUUUUAGUUGAUCUUUUCCAUAUUUUUGCUGUGUAUUUGUGCAUAUCUUACAUUUCAUGCAGAGAUACUGUAGCUGAAACAUCUGGUUUCCACUCUGCUGGCCUUAUGUUUUAGUCUAAUAGUUUAGCUUCAUUCCUUGAUAAAUGUUUGACAUUUGUGGUGUCACUUGCUUUUGAUGGUGAUGUUUGCUUCUCCCAGUUGGUGUGUGAGUCAAUAAACAAAUCUCACUGCUUCUUUCACUGCCAAUAUAAGAUUCUUUGAUUUAUAUAGGCGAGUUUACUAUACUAUACUAUAGGCGAGUUUAGGCAUAUCCUGAUGUACCUUCUGCACAGCUCUCAUGGUUCUGUGACUUGCCUCCCAGGAUCUUGGCUUUUCAACUGUUUGGGAUGACCAGCUGUCCUAUCUGUUGUCACAAGCAUUAGCAGCCUAUGAGCUGGAGCGCACAACAGGUGUUUCUGCAGGGAAUGAGGAGUUUCAGGAUGCCGUAAGGAGAGCGGUACCCGAUGGUCACACCUUCAAAGGGUUUCCCAUCCAUUUUGUGCACAGGAAUGCCAGGAGAGUAUUUGCCACAUGUCUUAGAUAAAUCAGGCCGUUUACACUGCACAGAAAUGGAGGUUAUUGAAUCACUAGGGAUUAUUAUAUAUAAAGCCCUGGACUAUGGUUUGAAGGAAAAUGAAGAGAGGGAAUUAAGUCCUCCACUGGAGCAGCUUAUUGACUACAUGACUAAUGCCACAGAAACAGAUGGGAGUAGGGAUGAAGGAUAUGAUGCUCUGGAUGAAGGAGUGGAGGAUGAGGAUGAUGACAAAGAAGAAGUUGAGGCCAUUCACUCCUAUAAAGAUGUCAUGAAGCUGUGUGCUGCCCACCUGCCAACGCGAUCGGAGGCGCCCAACCACUACCAAGCUGUGUGUCGGGCUCUGUUUGCUGAAACAAUGGAGCUCUACACUUUCCUGGCCAAAAUUAAAAGUGCAAAAGAGAACCUGAAGAAGAUCCAGGAAAUGGACAAAGAGGCAAGUGAUGAUUCCAGCACAGAUCUCGAUGAACUGAAAAAUGCUGACUGGGCCCGUUUUUGGGUGCAGGUGAUGAGAGAUUUACGGAAUGGGGUUAAACUGAAGAAAGUCCAGGAGCGUCAGUACAACCCACUGCCCAUAGAAUAUCAGCUCACACCCUAUGAGAUGCUGAUGGAUGACAUCAGAUCCAAACGCUACACCUUAAGGAAGGUCAUGGUCAACGGUGACAUCCCACCUCGAUUAAAAAAGAGUGCCCACGAAAUAAUCCUGGAUUUCAUCCGAUCGCGACCUCCACUAAAUCCUGCCUCAGCAAGGAAACUGAAACCAACCCCGCCGCGGCCCCGCAGCCUCCACGAGAGGAUCCUGGAGGAGAUCAAGGCAGAGAGGAAGUUACGUCCAGUCUCCCCUGACGAGAUAAGGCGGAGCAGGCUGGCAAUACGGCCACUUAGCAUGUCUUACAGUUUUGACUUGUCAGAAGUACCGACGCCAGAGGCUGGCAGAAAAGUAGCGGAUGCCUCUGUAGUGAACGGCAGCCCGGCACCCCAGGAAAAGCAGAACGGGGCCACACAGGUGACAGUGCAACGCAAGAGACUCCUGAAGGCUCCCACACUGGCUGAGCUUGACAGCUCAGAUUCAGAGGAGGAAUCAGUGCACCAGUCAGGAAGUAGCAGCAGCAUCUCCCCCUCACAAGUGGAAGACCCCUCUCAAGAAGGCACCAGCAGCAGAAAGAUGCCUCCAAAGUUCUUGCCCAUAUCAUCCACGCCGCAGCCCGAGAGACGGCAGCCGCCGCAGAGACGACACUCCAUUGAAAAGGAAACACCAACCAAUGUGAGACAGUUCCUACCCCCUUCAAAACAGAGCUCCAGGUCACUUGUUCCUAGGAUAACCAGUUUAUUUCCAAGGAUGACUUUCAGACCACUUUUUUCAACUAUGCAAACAGCUUCUCUGCUCAGCUCUCAUCCCGUUGAAGCAGCCAUGUGUGGGGUGGCAGGGGCUAUGUACUAUCUCUGUGAGAGAGCUUUUGCCAGCAGGUGGAAACCCGCAAAGGAGGAGUUCUGUUACCCCGUGGAAUGUCUGGCUCUGACAGUGGAGGAGGUCAUGCACAUCCGUCAGGUGCUUGUGAAGGCCGAGCUGGAGAAGUACCAGCAAUAUAAAGAUGUCUACACUGCUCUCAAGAAAGGAAAGCUCUGCUUUUGCUGUCGAACAAGAAGGUUUUCUUUCUUUACCUGGUCUUACACUUGUCAGUUCUGCAAGAGGCCUGUAUGCUCACAGUGUUGCAAAAAAAUGCGGCUGCCAUCGAAGCCAUACUCCACCCUCCCCAUCUUCUCCCUGGGACCCUCAACCUUGCAAAGGGGAGAAAGCUUCAUGAGGCCAGAGAAACCCUCUACCAGUCACCACCAUUCCCUGCGGAGCAGGUUGACCUCAAGGUCCAAGUCUGUGGAUAAGUCGCACGAAGAGUUUCCCAAAGAAUUAAUGGAGGACUGGAGCACAAUGGAGGUUUGUGUGGACUGCAAGAAGUUCAUCUCAGAAAUCAUCAACUCAAGCCGGCGCAGCCUGUCCCUGGCCAACAAGCGAGCCAGGUUAAAAAGGAAAACGCAAUCCUUCUACAUGUCCUCAGCAGGAACCUCGGAGUACUGCCCCUCGGAAAGGACGAUCAACGAGGUCUGAGCCUGUGCCUUCUGCUUUGCUUCAGCUCCACCAGGUCAUCAUCCAUCAGCCAGGUCACUGGGUCUGGAUCGUCACCCCGUUGCUUUGUUCCACCUGACUGGCUUGGGUUUGCCUUCAGUCACAGGGUUUCCUGCUCCAGCAGCUCCCAGAGACACAGAGCUGUGCUGGGAUCUGUGCAGGGCGAUACAUGACGGGGCAGCUGCUUGCACUGGGAGACAUCAACAGUUGGAAAUUGUUGCCUCUUUUGUACAUGUGCAUCAAAAUGAGAAAGCCUUUUCUCGCUUUCACUCUUUUUUUAACCAUGCUUUCAAUCAUUUUUCAGGAGAUGAGCUGAGAGCAGGUGUCUGGUGGAGAGCCAGAUCUAGCACAGUGUCACCGUUAGCACACUAGCAAACAGUAGGUCCUGUUGCAUUCCCACCCUCGGAAUGCUCACACCCAGCAGGCACCCAGCAUGAGCAGCUCCCGUCUUCCUUUGACCCAUUUGGUUGCUCUGAGAUCAGGGCUCAGCACGGGACUCUGCAGUGUCAGUGUCCUGGGGCAAAGCAGGUGACAAAGCUCUUGGCCCGUGUGGCCGGUCGUACCCCUGAGCUGCUGUACUUCUUAAGCCUUAGUGUCCUUCUGAGUGACUCCUGAGCAGGUUUUAGUAGUUCACUUUCUAUCUUGAAUGUAUGAUAAUGACUACUAGUAGCAGUGAAUUUUAGUAGUAGACAAAGUUGUACAGUUUAUGGGGAGUAUGGGAAAUAAGGGAGGCUUCUAAUUUUAACUGAAUACCUGUAAAAUUGUUCUCGUGGUUACUCAGAGAAAGCAGUGAGUAAGGUGUAAAUUUGUAUUAUAAUGGAGCACACAGAUACUGCUAGAGUUCUGUCUGACAGCAUAUCCACUUGUAGCCCCAUUUUUUCUGGGGUUUAUAACUUGGCUGUAAAAAUUCGUGUUCAGCUGAAAUUUGGGACAGUGCUCUCUCAGAUUGGGAGCAAUCUCUUUUUUUUCUUUAAUCUUUUUUUCAUUCUUUCCCCCUUUUUAAUUCACUCACAAGGGAGUGCUAGACUAAUUGUUUAGAAGUUCCAACAAUUUUACAAUGUUAACUGACUUCUCAUGCUUUUUUGCACUUUUUUUUACAUUCAGAAUACUUUUUUUUUUAAUUCAGUCAUAGCCAGAGUUUAGUCAAUAAUUUGGGGCCAGAUCUUUUUGGUAUUUAAAAACAAGCUAACAUAGCCAAGUUAUUAAUACUUGAAAUCAACUACUGUAACUUUUUUCAUAAAUUUUUUAAUACCCUGAGGCAUAUUUAAUAUCUAUAUAGCAGUGUAUUAUAGAAUGACAUAGCAGAAAAGUUUCAGAUCUAUUUAUUAACAUUUCUAUUCUUUGAGUUAAUGAGAGAUACCUCAGAACUGCUCCAAAGUAGCUGGGACUGGACUUCCAUAACAUAAUUUUAAAGGUGUAUUAAGCAAAACAGCUUCCUCUGUCCAAAAAGCCCAAGAGGCAGACUGCCCCUCUGGCCCUGGCAAGGCAAAGUGCCCAGGCUGGGAGGCACCAGGGCUGCUUGGCUCCCAUUUGGCAGCCUUUGGAGCAGCCAUCCAUAUCGUCUCUUUUAGGCUGAUUUGAAAAGCACAUGCAAAAGUCUCUGUAAACCUUCCCAGGGAGUCAGCCAUCCUUAUUUUUUUCUUAAAAGCCCCCUUGGAAAAUGAGAAUUCUCACAUAUGUAGGGCUUAUUGAAAUAGUUUCUAUUUUUUUUUCUGAACCAAUGCAAACAGGAAAAGCAGGGCUCAGUGCUAACUCUCCCUCAUUACUGUCCCAUUUAAGGUCAGGUGUCACAGUCCUCUCCUCAUGGUACCUCUGGAAAAGUGUCUUGCAUGUUAAGGCACCUGGAGUACUGGCAUGGGAUAGGGAUGUAGGAUUGCAGGUGAGCAGCACAGGCUGGCUGGUGGGAAAGGUUCUGCUGUUGCUGGAAGUGUUGCCUGAUCUCAGUCACAUCAGCACUUUGUCUUGUUUCUGUGCCAAAACAGGCUGUGUGUUUGCUGCACAGUGCACCAGGGGAACCAGACAGAAACAAACGCAGGAAAUCUCACUUUGCAUCUGCCCUGUUGUUGUCAGGACUUUUUCAUGGAGAUGCCCAGGCCAUGUUUCAGUUGCACAGUCCUCUGCUCACAGUCUGCUUCCCUGGUGUCCUCAGGCCACCGAGGUGCAGGGCAUCCAGCACAUUUAUUUUCCUCUUGGAGAGGUAUUUGGGAUGUUGUAGAGCGGGCAGGAUGAAGGACUAAGUAGCUCCUGAGCAUGUGAAGGCAAACAAGUCUUUCAUGCCUGUGCCCUGACCCACUCUGGCAGUGUCUGGGGGUGGCUCUGGGGCAGUGGCAGAGCUUUGUUAUCCAGCCUGUGCCUGCCCUGAAGUCCCACAAGUCCCUGGCUCAGGGCAGGCUCUGCUGUGCUGAGCAGGGCACAAACACUGAAAAACAACGCAGUGGUUGUACAGAUGGCUCCCCGUUGCUGCCAUGGGCCAGGGCCCGGACAACCUCCCUUUUUCCCUGGGAAAACCCCUCCAAGCUGCUGACACGUGCUGUGGCAGGCUCCAGAGGGCACAGUGUGAGGGCUGCUCUCCCUUGGCUCCAUCCCUUCCUCCCUGGCACAGUUGCUCCGCAUUAUCCCAGCAUUUCAUUCCGUGAGCGGAGGAGCAGCGGCUUGGCUGGUCGCAGGAAGCCUGAAGGAGCUCAGCUCGCUGGUUGCCUGGCUCUGCAGAGGGGGCUAUUUUUAGCUUUCCAUCUCCUCCCUGCCUGCACCAGCAUCCCAAAUGCACUGCAGCCAUUGGCCCAGCGGCCCGUGGUGCUGCCCAGCAUGUCCUAGUUACGGGCUGAACUUCACGUCAGCGUCAGAGGGGGAAAUCAGAAGCUUGUAAAUAUCUGUAAUAUAUUUAUUAAUAUUUAGGAAGUCUCCAUCAAUCAUGCAAUGGGAAUGGAAUUUCCCAUGAUGUUUUAAAAAGGAAACGAGUCUUAUUUAUAUGUGUGUUGGCUGUUAUCUUUUAUUAGAGUUAACGCUUUCAGCCCCCUAAUACAGUUUGCACAUCUUAGAGCGAAUUACUGCUGAAAAGAACGUGGCACUAGCACAGAGAACUCUGUUCCACGAAUUUUAAAAUUAUUUUCUUUGGGUUUUUUUAGCUUUAUUAGUAUGCCCAAGGUCUGUUAAAGUUUAUCAUAAGAGACCCAAGGAGCUAAAAAUGCCUCUGGCAGCAUCAGUCUUGUUUUGUAUGUGAACCUGGUUGUGGGGAAUGCAAAACCAGCUCUGCCUCACGGUGGUGAUGAAAGAUGUGAGCAGGCUUUUGCUGCAGCUCUCAGACCUGACUUUUCAAGUGUUCAUGGUGACAGUAGUGUUUUGAGGGGUUGUUGGGGUUUUUUUUUCCCUUUCUCCAUUACUUCCUUUAUACAGGGAGGGGUGUUACCUGGUAAAAAUAAAAUGUCUUUCCAUUAUAACCUUUGUCUGUGUUAAUUAUUCAUGGGGAAGCUGAUUUAAAGGUUCUGUCUCUCUCUUUUUCAUGCUUUUAUAGUUUUGUAAGAUCAGUCAGAUGUUUCUUUUGGUAAAGAAUUGUUAACAAAAAUGAUUGCAUAACAGCUGAACACUGGCUGGGCUGCAUGAAGGGAUGAAAACCUGUCGAAGUACCUUUAGAAUAGCAAUAAAAACUGCUUGUGUAACCUCA
Molecule: messenger RNA, 7187 nt
Organism: Melospiza melodia melodia
Lineage: Eukaryota; Metazoa; Chordata; Aves; Passeriformes; Passerellidae
Gene: SPIRE1
Product: spire type actin nucleation factor 1
Exons: 18
Coding region: 1337-3508 (723 amino acids)
Biological process (GO): establishment of meiotic spindle localization; actin nucleation; polar body extrusion after meiotic divisions
Cellular component (GO): cell cortex; cytoplasmic vesicle membrane
Molecular function (GO): actin binding
Source: RefSeq, a predicted model, not a curated record